AUGUGCGAAGUUGAAAGAGGAAGCAAAACAACAUACAAGCGAAGUCACAUGGAUACUGACGACCUUAGGCUUCAUGAUAAACUUAGAAAAGUCGAAACUAACACCAUCACAACAAGCAGAGUAUCUAGGUUUCACGAUAAAUUCCAGCAACAUGACAUUAGCACUACCCAGAUACAAGAUAAAGGACAUACUGAGAGAUUGCAAAAUGGUGCUCAGGUCACCAACCAUACAUGUAAGAAAAUUAGCAGCGAUCAUUGGCAGGCUCUCAGCCACUAUUGGCACAAUUUUUCCAGCACGACUUAUGACAAGAGCAUUACUGAGAGACAAAAAUCAUGCAAUAAAGAUCAAUGGAUGGAACACCCACCUGACACUCUCUCAAGAAAGCAUAAAACAACUACAGUGGUGGACACAAAAUCUAGUAAAAUGGAACGGAAUCAACAUCAUACCAGACAUUCCAACCACAGUGAUUUACACCGACGCAUCAAAGGAGGGCUGGGGAGUAGCACAGGGAACUUGGCUACUCUCUGGUUAUUGGGACGACCUACAAAAAUGUCUACACAUCAACAUUCUAGAACUCACAGCAAUACACUAUGCGCUCCUAGCAUUCAAAGACUUGAAAGACCAAUCAGUGUUAAUCAGAACCGACAAUUCAACGUGUGUAGCAUAUUUGAAUCACCAAGGAGGGACGAUCUCCCAGAACUUAAGCAAACUAGCAGAAAAGAUCUGGAACAUAUGCCUAACCAGGAACUUGAAGAUAAUAGCACAACAUAUUCCCAGGAAAUUGAACACAUUAGCAGACUUAGCAUCAAGAAUGACGAUCAACACCCUACUUCCAGACUAUUUCUCCAGAUAUCCCGACCCAUAUUGCCUAGCAGUAGAUGCGUUAGUCCAGGAUUGGACACAAAUAAAAGGUUGGACGAAUCCUCCUUGGAUUCUAAUACACAAGAUUCUAUCCAAAGUGAUAAAGGACAAAACAACCAUUGUGAUAGUGAUACCAUAUUGGACGACUGCAUCAUGGUUCCCGAUACUUUUGGAUCUUUUGAUAGAUCUCCCGAUUCUAUUACUGGACAAACAUCCUUUCAUUCCGGGGAGAACGAGCAACCACAAUCUAAUGAGAAAUCCAAAAUAGAAGAUAUUCGUAUGUCUUAUCUCAGGCAAAGACUCACUAAAAAAGGUUUUUCGCAAGAAGCUGUCGAGCUGGUGGAAAGCACAACCGAAAGAUCAUCAAAUAAUACAAUCGGCUCAGCUCUUAGAAAAUGGACUCUUUGGUGUGAAGAAUCAGAUAUUGAUCCCAUUCAAUGCUCUGUAAACCAUGUUGUAGAUUUUCUAACAGAAAUGAGUAAUAGAGGCAUGGCGACGUCACCCUUCUGUGGCUACGAUUAUGUUAGCAAUAUACAAAAAGAAUCCACCUUUACCCCACCAGAAGACACUAUUGAUAUAAUCCCGUGCCUUGAACAUAUUACGGCGAUGGGUAAUAAUAAUAAGAUGUUGAUUAUAAAACUGAUCAAGAAAACAGCAUUUCUUUUAACAAUUACCUCAGCAGCGAGACCUAGUGACUUACAACGUAUAUCCUUAAAAUCUAUGACCAAGAUAAAUAAUGGUUACUCUUGCAAUAUCGACAAGCCCAAGGAACAUAAGAUCUCCAUCACCCACAGAGAGAAAAAAUUAAGACAAAAAACGCUUAUAAUAGAACAUUAUGAUGAUGAACCCCUUUUAUGCCCUGUGGCUGCUCUUAAGAACAUAAUCACAGUGGCGGACCCGACAGCUAGGGCAAAGGAUUUAAAAGUAAUAUCAGCAUAUCUAGCUCAAGAAUCCGGGGCAAACACAGACGCUAUACUAGCCUUUGGUAAUUGGUCUUCAUGUGAAACAAAGCAAGGGAUAAAUAAUACUCCACAAAAUACACGUGAUAUUGUCUAUCGUAGCAUGCGAAGUUCAUUUCGACCAAUGGUCGA
Molecule: messenger RNA, 1952 nt
Organism: Dentiscutata heterogama
Lineage: Eukaryota; Fungi; Glomeromycota; Glomeromycetes; Diversisporales; Gigasporaceae
Source: the annotation of a GenBank genome assembly